This is a messenger RNA of Parnassius mnemosyne (clouded apollo), 2790 nucleotides long. The record is from the annotation of a GenBank genome assembly. Lineage: Eukaryota; Metazoa; Arthropoda; Insecta; Lepidoptera; Papilionidae.
AUGAAAAAAGGUAAUAUAAAGAAAGUGAAUACAGCUAGGGCGUACCCCAGAAGCGACGUGAAUGAGAGAAAUGCGAAGUAUGCGGAUAAUGAAGAAUAUGCUAGGGCGUUCCCCGUAAGCGACGAAUAUGACAAGAACGAAAAGUCGCAUAUUUUAAUACAAUCUAAAAUAAAAUUAGCUAUGUGGAAUUUGGGCACACUAACAGGAAGGGGUCAAGAGCUGGCGAAAGUAUUACAGGCACGAAAAAUUAACAUAUGCUGCCUACAAGAGACCAAGUGGAAGGGGUCGAAGUCACGAGAUCUGGGACUCGGAUACCAGCUCUUGUACUGUGGCAAUACUAGCAUGCGUAACGGAGUUGCCAUCGUCUUGGAUGAAAACCUCAAACAACCUCUUAUUGACGUAGAAAGAAGGAACGAUCGACUUAUGGCAGUGAAAUUGGCUAUGGAUAACCAACCCCCCUUGAACAUAAUCUCGGCAUACGCACCACAGACCGGGUGUGGCGAAAGUGAGAAAGAAGCUUUCUGGGACGAGUUUGAUGACUUACUAAUCUUAAUGACACCCGAGGAACUAAAAUAUAUUGGAGGAGACCUGAACGGCCAUGUUGGAGCCAAUAACACGACGUACAAAGACAUACAAGGGAAGUUUGGUUAUGGCACACUGAACAAAGACGGAGAACAAAUACUGGAAUUCUGCGCGCGACAUCACCUGGAAGUAGUUAAUACCUUCUUUAAUAAAAAGUCGGAACACCUAGUCACAUAUAAAAGCGGGAACAAGCAAUCUCAAAUUGACUAUAUCCUCACAAACAGAGAUUUACUAAGAACUUUCAGAGACUGCAAGUCUAAAUUUGAAAACCUGUGCAGGAAUUCAGCUGAGAAAACCUUAGGAAUAUCGAGAGGAAAGCUGCAUAAUAACAAAGAUCCUUCAUGGUGGAAUGAAGAAGUAAAAGGCGCAUUAAGGAACAAGAAAGAGUGCUUCAAACAAUGGCAGAGCUCAGGUUUGGACGACGACCGCAUACUAUAUAAAACCGCUAAAAAGCUGGCGAAGUAUAAAGUGGCGAAACAAAGAAAUUACUCCAGGGAAAAGUUCUACAAACGCCUUGAAAAUGCAAACAAUGAUAGAGAUAUAUUUAAGCUCGCCAAACAACGCCAUAAAAACGGUCUGGAUAUUAAAAUUAAUAAAUACAUUAAAAACGAAAAUGGCCUUUUACUAACAGAAGAUAACAAAAUUAAUGAGCGAUGGUGCCAAUAUUAUCAAAAACUACUGAACGAAGAAUUCCCGAGUCAACCAUUGAAUAUAACCCCUAGCGUAGCUGGGCCAUUGAACAAAAUAAGUGAAGAGGAGGUCAAAAGAGCUCUGAAAAAGAUAAAAAACCACAAAGCAGUUGGACCGGAUAGUAUACCCGCUGAUCUGUGGAAGCUGCUGGGGCCUAUUGCUGUACAGUGGCUAACGAAGCUCUUUAAUCAAAUCUUAACCUCCAUGAAGAUCCCAAAGUCCUGGCGUCAUAGUUAUCUGGUACCUUUCUACAAGAACAAAGGAGAUGUCAGUGACUGCGGCAAUUAUAGGGGUAUCAAACUUACUUCCCAUACUUUGAAACUAUGGGAGCGCAUACUCAACAAUCGACUCUGUCAGUUGGUGUCCAUAUCUGAUAAUCAGUGUGGUUUCGCGCCAGGAAGAUCAACAACUGAUGCAAUCCAAGCCAUAAGGAUUCUGAUGGAAAAACACCGAACCAACAGAGAAGACCUCCACCUAGUGUUCAUAGACCUGGAAAAGGCUUUCGACAGAAUACCACGUAAAUUAGUUUGGGAAGCUAUGAGAGCACAACAAAUACCAGAACUCUAUAUUCACCUGGUGCAUGAUAUGUAUCAAAACAUAAGCACACAGGUGAGAAGCCUGGCAGGACUUAGCGAACCGUUCCAAGUUAAGGUCGGAGUGCAUCAGGGAUCGGCACUAAGCCUAUUCCUAUUUAACCUAUCUCUGGAUUAUCUAACUAAAGACAUCCAGUCCCCCCUCCCAUGGUGCAUGCUAUAUGCGGACGAUAUUGUGCUCAUCGACAAAUGUGCGAUUCGACUGCAAGCGACACUCGAGCAAUGGAGACAGGCUCUCGAGAACAAUGGCCUCCAUAUCAGCAGGAGCAAGACCGAGUUUCUGAGAUGCAGUUUUAGUGAACAAUAUACGCCUAACAUAAGUGUCUCCAUCGACGGCCAGCCACUGCCCUGCGUCAAUAAAUUUAAAUACCUCGGGUCAGUGCUAACAGCGGAUAUCAACAUUGACGCAGACGUCACUCAUAGAAUUAAUGCAGCGUGGCUAAGGUGGAGAACCCUAUCAGGAAUACUUUGCGAUAGCAGGAUGCCAAUACAACUGAAAGGCAAGAUUUACAAAACUGCUGUAAGACCUGCCAUGUUAUAUGGUGCCGAAUGCUGGGCGGCCAAGAAGAUUCACGAAAAAAAGAUGCACACGAAUGAAAUGAAAAUGCUACGAUGGUCAGCAGGCGUAACGAGACUUGAUAAAGUGCGCAAUGAGUACAUCAGAGGUUCCUUUAAAGUUGCGCCCAUUGUAGAUAAGAUGGUCGAGAGUCGUAUGCGAUGGUAUGGGCAUGUGAUGAGGCGGGAAGAAGAACACCCAGUGAGGAAGGCCUUGGCAAUUCCUGAGAAAAAGAAAGGCAGGGGACGCCCGUUAGCCACGUGGUGGACAACCGUAUCCAAGGAUCUGGAGCGAGCACAGCUUGAAAUACAGGCAACCCAAGAUAGGAAAUCUUGGCGCAUAAAAACGAGGAGAGCCGACCCCAAAUAA